AUAAAAACUUAUGUCAACAAGUGCCUAAUUGAAAAAACCACAUGGAAUCCAUGUUUGUUAUCACGGUUUGGUUCUAAUGAGCAUGUAUUUUUUGUGUUUAUUUUGUUUUUCAAAUGUUUUUCUUCCUGGCCUCCUCCUAUCAGUACAUUUUUGAAGAGCUAUAGUUAUUCGAGAGUUGUAGUUUGAAAAAGAUACUGAGAUACUUACGAAGAUGGCCGCCAAACAAUACUUUAUCGUGUUCCUGAUUGUCGCCCUGAUGACUCUUGGUGCCAGCACUGCUGACGAUGGGUGUCCCGAGAAUGCUCAUUGGACUGAUGACCCCUGCGCGAAGACCUGCGACGACCCAUACUUGACUAACACCGUUUGCAUCGCCGCCCUCAUUCCAACCUGCCACUGUAACAGCGGCUUAGUCUUCAACGCGGAGAGAAAAUGUGUACCCAUUUCGGAUUGUUAAACGAUGUCACAACGAUUUAUAGCCUUAUUCGUGAUUUUAUUAAAUACUAGAUGAUUUUUGAUAACGCCAUCUGUUGUGUCUUUAAAGCAGUUAGUUGCUCUCAAUUAAGAAAAAUAGUCUAUUAUUAUUAUUCGCCAAUAGAUGUCGGGAAGAGUCAUAAAGUUGAUUAUCGAUAACACGAAUAAAACAACAUUUUCUGAAAAUAAAUCGUAGCUAGAUCGAAUUAUCGCCCCCGAAAUCCCCUGUAUACUAAAUUUUAUGAAAAUCGUUGGAGCCGUUUUAGAGAUUCAGAUUAUAUAAGUACCUAUAUAUUAAUUUACAAGAAUUUCUCGUUUAAAGAUAAUUGCUCGAUAAUAAUAAUAAUAAUAAGAUUCAA
Molecule: messenger RNA, 830 nt
Organism: Bombyx mori (domestic silkworm)
Lineage: Eukaryota; Metazoa; Arthropoda; Insecta; Lepidoptera; Bombycidae
Product: fungal protease inhibitor F-like
Exons: 3
Coding region: 212-454 (80 amino acids)
Source: RefSeq, a predicted model, not a curated record